Messenger RNA from Strongyloides ratti, 2025 nucleotides. RefSeq names its product Peroxisomal acyl-coenzyme A oxidase 2. Gene Ontology annotation, molecular function: FAD binding; fatty acid binding; acyl-CoA oxidase activity. The transcript has 3 exons. The record is from RefSeq and is a predicted model, not a curated record. Gene Ontology annotation, cellular component: peroxisome. Gene Ontology annotation, biological process: lipid homeostasis; fatty acid beta-oxidation using acyl-CoA oxidase; ascaroside biosynthetic process. The coding region runs from base 1 to 2025 and encodes 674 amino acids. Lineage: Eukaryota; Metazoa; Nematoda; Chromadorea; Rhabditida; Strongyloididae.
AUGGUAAAUAGUUAUAUUCAAAAAGGUGAUAAUCCUGAUUUGACUGAACUUCGAAAGAAGGCUUCUUUCAAUACGGAAGAAUUAGCUAUAUUUUUAGCUGGAUCUAAAUCUAAACUUGAAAAAAGAAGACAAAUUCAUAAAUUUGUAGAGUCAAAGCCUGAAUUAAAAGAUGCUAAACCAAUAUCUUUUAUGACAAGAUCUGAAUUAAUGGAAAAUGAACAAAGAAAAAAAAUGUAUGCAUUAAAAUAUGCUUCUGAAAUUGUUGAUAAUUCUAAUCUUGAAGAAAUGUAUUUUUAUAAUGAUUCUAUUCAUAAUCAAGAUGGUCAACCAUUUAGUUUACAUGAUGGAAUGUUUAGACCAUGUCUUGAAGCUCAGGCAGAUGAUGAACAACGAGAAAUAUGGUUAAAAAAAGCUAAUAAUUAUGAAAUAAAUGGAACAUAUGCUCAAACAGAAAUGGGACAUGGAACAAAUUUAAGAAAAUUAGAAACAACAGCAACUUUUGAUUUAGAAAAGGAUGAAUUUAUUAUUAAUACACCAACAAUAACAGCUACCAAAUGGUGGCCUGGAAAUUUAGGAAAAAAUGCUAAUGUUUGUAUAGUUGCUGCACAAACGUGGAUUAAAGGAAAAUGUUAUGGAACAAAUAACUUUAUUGUUCAAUUAAGAGAUUUUAAAACACAUGAACCAUUACCUGGUAUUACAGUUGGUGAUAUUGGGCCAAAAUUUGGAUAUCAACAAAACGAUAAUGGUUUUUGUAAAUUUGAUAAUGUACGUAUUCCAAGAAGAAAUAUGUUAAUGAAGCAUGUAAAAGUUGAUAGAGAAGGAAAUUUUACAAAACCUGUUCAUGAUAAAGUAUCAUAUUCUACCAUGUUAUAUGUUAGAGCAGUUAUUAUUAAUCUUGUUGGAGAAGGUCUUGGAAAAGCUGUUACAAUAGGUGUUAGAUAUUCAGCAAUCAGAAAACAAGGAGAAUUAAAUGAUCCAAAUAAAGAAGUUUCUGUACUUGAAUAUAAAACACAACAAUAUCGUUUAUUUCCACAAAUUGCUAGAGCUGUAGCAUAUUUAUGUUUAGGAAAAGACAUUGCUCAACAAUAUUAUACAUUAUUAAAAGAUCUUCAAGCAGGAAAUACAUCAUACAUGACUGAUCUUCAUGAACUUCUUUGUGGUGUUAAAGCUGUUGUAACACAUGAAGUAGCUUUAGGUAUUGAACAAUGUCGUAUGAGUUGUGGUGGACAUGGUUAUUCACAGGCAUCAGGUUUUCCUUAUAUUUAUGGUGCAUAUGUAUGUGCUUGUACUUAUGAAGGUGAAAAUAUGGUUAUGCUUUUACAAUGUGCUGGUGGAAUAAUGAAAUCAGCAAAUAAAAUUGCAACUGGAAAGGCAAAUGAACUUAGUCAUAUAUUUAAAUAUUUGGUUGAAAAAAAAAAUAAAAAAUCUACAAUAUCAGGAAAUAGUAUAAAAAUUGAAGAAUAUAUUGAAUGUCUUGAGGUAAAUGCUAGAAAACAAAUUUUUGAUGGUUUUAAAGAAUUCAGUGAGUGUAUUCUUAAAGGUAUGAAUAAAAAAACAGCCAUUAAUGAAUCUGCCAUUUCAAUGACUAAAUGUGCAAGAAGACAUACAAAAUUAUAUAUUGCAAAAUCAUUUGCAAAAUCUGUAAUAGAAUUACCACCUGGUAGUUUAAAAAAUGUUCUUUUAAAAAUUUUAGAAUUAUAUUUGGCUUAUGAAGUAAUGGAAUCACCAUCUUGUAUUAUUUUGGAAGGAUUUAUUGAUGAUUCACAAUUAUCAUUGAUUUCAAAAAGAAUAAAAAUUUUAUUAUCAGAGUUAAAAGAUGAUGCUGUUUCAAUUGUUGAUUCAUUUGAUAUGACUGAUCGCCAACUUAAUUCUAUUUUAGGAAGAAGAGAUGGACAUGUUUAUGAUAACCUUCUUAAAUGGGCUCAGGAAUCUGAAUUAAAUAAAACAAAUGUUUUACCAUCACACCAUAAAUAUAUAGGAAAAUUAUUUGAAUUCAGAAAAAGUAAUUACAAUUCAAAAUUAUAA